Molecule: messenger RNA, 917 nt
Organism: Cryptomeria japonica (Japanese cedar)
Lineage: Eukaryota; Viridiplantae; Streptophyta; Pinopsida; Cupressales; Cupressaceae
Product: VQ motif-containing protein 11
Exons: 1
Coding region: 176-772 (198 amino acids)
Source: RefSeq, a predicted model, not a curated record
UCUCAAACACACAAUUUGUCAUUAUCUCUCUCUCAUGGCUGUUGGAUCAAACUCUGUUCUGGGUAUUCCUGAGCAGAAAAUAUAUAAAUUCCAAGGCUAGAUCAUUUCUAUUUGACUCUUUCCCCUGCAACUGAUUUUCUAUAGUUCCACAAAUUCUAAGAGCUUAAUUGUAUUCAUGACAAAAUCUCAGACUAUGUCUGUGGAUUCAAAAAAAUGGGGGUCUGCAUUUAUGACACCAUCUAGGCAGGCUGUAGCAUCUACCACUUAUAUUGAGACAGACAGCAGUAGUUUCAGGGAGCUUGUGCAGAAACUUACUGGUGUUUCAGAGCCUGGGGGAAAGCUCCCUCUCACCAUGCCUGCAAGAAGUGAAAAAACAUGUAAAGGGAGUGCAGCAGGGGUUAUCAAAUCAGAUGACAAUUGUUUCAAGAGUGGGAUUGAAAUGGUUCCUCAGAAACCAGCCUUCAAGCUCCACAACAGAAGGCAAUUUCACAAGAAAGUGCAGAUUAAACUGGGUCUUAGAAAUGAUCCUGAUUCUGAAGGUGAUAGUUAUAGGUUCUUACCCAAUCUGAUUUCUAGCCCAAUCACUCCACUUGGGCAUGGUGAUCUAUUCACUCAUUCAGAUUAUUGUUGCAGUUCUUAUAUCCCUAAGUCGUCAUAUCUGGAAGAGGAAGGCCAGGAAUUUUGUUUAGAGGCUUCACCAAACUGUCUGAAAAGAGAACCAGAAUUGCUUCCCCUGUUUCCCCUGCAUUCUACAACAAGACCCAGCACCUAAUUGUUAUAGACAACACCCACCAUAUUAGAUUUUCAUUUCAAUGCCUUCAAAACGGGUCUCCAUACGAAUAUCAUGUUUAGGUGGGAUAUUUGAGUGUGAUCUGAAAUGUUGAUCAAAUAAACACACAGGUUAAGACAUGGAUGAA